UUGUAGAGGGUCUAACCGCCGGACCCCGCCACCACCAACAGGCCCGAACCGCCUCGCCACCGCCCGCGCUUCCCCGCGCGCCACGGCCUCGGCCUCGCUGCUCUUGCUCCCUCUGCCCCCCAGCGACGCGCUCCCCGCGGCGACCGGGCGUCCCCAGGUGUCCCAGGAGCAGGCCCCCGCCCGCGCCGCGCGCGCGCCCAAUGCCCAGGAAGCGCGGUUUAUGGGCGGACGCGCCCGCUCCCUCCUCCGCUGGCUCCGUCACCGCUCCCGCCGCGUCUCCUCCUUCCACCUGACCACCAGCAACGCCAACGCCACCACCACCACUAGUGACCUCCGCGCUCACUCGUUCCCGCAUCAAGACCACGCGGACGAGGAGGGGGAGGGAGAAGAGGAAGGGUGGGAAGAGGUCGCCGAGGGGCCCGAGUCCGAGUCCGCGUCCGAGGGGUACAUCGUGUUGGAGGAGUGGGGCACGGGAACGCGCGCGCCGGUGCGCACGAAGCCGCCACGCAUGGACCCGAGCAAGAAGGAGUCUGACUUCUUCACAGAGUAUAGUGAGGCAAGCCGGUAUGAGGUCAGCGAGGUCAUUGGCAAAGGGAGCUACGGUGUUGUGGCCGCUGCUGUCGACACUCAGACUGGUGAGCGUGUGGCUAUCAAGAAGAUCGUUGAUGUCUUCGAUCAUGUCUCCGAUGCCACCCGCAUCCUUAGGGAGAUCAAGUUGCUCCGGUUGCUGCGUCACCCAGACAUAGUUGAGAUCAAGCACAUUAUGCUACCUCCUUCGAGGAGGGAAUUCAGGGACAUAUAUGUAAUAUUUGAACUGAUGGAGUCGGAUCUCCAUCAGGUAAUAAAAGCGAACGAUGAUCUCACACCGGAGCAUCACCAGUUCUUCUUGUAUCAGCUGCUUCGGGGAAUGAAGUACAUUCAUGCAGCGAAUGUUUUCCAUCGGGAUCUUAAGCCCAAGAAUAUUCUAGCCAAUGCUGACUGCAAGCUGAAGAUUUGUGAUUUCGGCCUUGCUCGUGUGUCAUUUUGUGACACACCAUCAGCCAUAUUCUGGACGGAUUACGUGGCAACUAGAUGGUAUCGAGCUCCGGAAUUAUGUGGCUCAUUUUUUGCAAAGUACACUCCUGCUAUUGAUAUUUGGAGCGUAGGAUGUAUAUUUGCAGAAUUGCUUACAGGGAAGCCACUCUUUCCAGGGAAGAAUGUUGUGCAUCAGUUGGAUCUUAUGACUGAUCUACUUGGUACUCCUUCAGCAGAAUCCAUCUCUAAGAUAAGGAAUGAGAAAGCUCGACGAUACUUGAGUAAUAUGAGGAAAAAGCCUCGGGUUCCGUUCACCAAAAAAUUUCCAGGUGUGGAUCCUAUGGCUCUCCAUUUGCUUGAGCGUCUUCUCGCUUUUGAUCCCAAAGAGCGACCAAGUGCUGCAGAGGCUCUUACAGACCCAUACUUUACUGGAUUAGCAAAUUCUGAACGCGAGCCCAUAGCACAGCCUAUCUCAAAACUUGAGUUCGAGUUUGAGAAGAGGAAACUGGCCAAAGAUGAUGUCCGAGAACUAAUUUACCGAGAGAUUUUGGAGUACCAUCCUCAAAUGUUGCAAGAAUACCUAUGCGGAGGAGACCAGAACCAGAUGAGCUUCAUGUAUCCAAGUGGGGUGGAUCGCUUUAAACGACAAUUUGCCCAUUUGGAAGAAGGUAUUGCAAAGGGUGAAAAAAACAGUCCACAGCUGCGGCAGAAUGUUUCCUUGCCAAGGGAAAGAGUAAUUGGCAAUAAACACGGAGAUGGUGAGUACUGCAUUAAGCUGAAUGUAGGUGAUAAGCCAUCGCAUGCAUCAGUGACGGAUGGCAUAAGCCAACCGCUCUUGAGCGCCAGGAGCUUGCUGAAGAGUGAAAGCAUCAGUGCUUCCAAGUGUAUAGGUGAAAAACAAAAGCAGGUCAGAGAUGAGGAAUCUCUUACCGAGAGCAUGGACGAAACAGUGAAUGAGGUGUCGAAGAAGAUCGCUCAACUGAAAACCUGAUUUUCUCAGGCUCACAUAAGCUGUCAUAUAUAGUUCGUACAGCAGCAUGUUGGUAGGUUCUCAAGUUCAGAAUGAGCCUACUACACGUAUCUGCAGCUAAUAAGACAACACGUUGUUCGAUAGCUCCGUUAUGAUGUAAAUUUGCCCCCAUCUUUUGUGUUCUUUUACUGCAAAGAGAACUGUCUAACGGACUGAAUAGCUCCUCCUCGUGUUUUCCUGUGUGUGGAGCAAUCACGAUCCUGUAAAUUUUUUCAGUUGGAAGCAAAUGCAAGUUUGCGAAAAUUUCCCCA
This is a messenger RNA of Phragmites australis (common reed), 2295 nucleotides long. Its product is annotated as mitogen-activated protein kinase 17-like. Gene Ontology annotation, biological process: protein phosphorylation; intracellular signal transduction. The record is from RefSeq and is a predicted model, not a curated record. Gene Ontology annotation, molecular function: ATP binding; MAP kinase activity. Bases 221 to 2005 code for a protein of 594 amino acids. Lineage: Eukaryota; Viridiplantae; Streptophyta; Magnoliopsida; Poales; Poaceae. Gene Ontology annotation, cellular component: cytoplasm; nucleus. The transcript has 11 exons.